Molecule: messenger RNA, 2680 nt
Organism: Elaeis guineensis (African oil palm)
Lineage: Eukaryota; Viridiplantae; Streptophyta; Magnoliopsida; Arecales; Arecaceae
Source: RefSeq, a predicted model, not a curated record
ACGAAGCGGGGGAAGCCAAGGGCUAGUUGUAGGGGAGAAAAGUAGUGAUGCAUGUAUAUGAUUCAUAAUUGGGAUGGAAAUAGCACAGAAAGAUAAAAAGAGCGGAAUCGCUGGCUCUCCCUUUCUCCCGGUUGCCUUUAGAAGCUGGACUAGAUAAACGAGAACUGGCCAAUUAAUUUAAAUGAGAGGAGAGAAAAUAAGAGGAGGGUGCGAAUCCGGACACAGGAUAUUUGGGUGGCUGGCGUCAGAAGUCGGUAUCAAUAGCCCAGGAAUUCGAGAAAGAGGGCGAAGAAUAUGUAUCGGGAACCGGUACCACGAUGUGGGUGGGAAAGGAGACUAGUGUGACCAAUUCAGUGCUGAAAAAGAAAGAAAAAAAUAAAAAAAAAAAACUAACUGGAAUUAAGCAAAGCAAAGCUACCUACAAGAAAAGCAAUGACAACUAGGGAAUAAUCAAGCAAAGGGUAUAAAUAGAGCUGUGUGAGUGAUGGCGAGAGCGUGAGAGUGUGAGUGUGCGCGUUUGAGAGUAGGAUUAAAUCGACAAUAUGAAGCUGGAAAGUAAAAGGUGGUGGGAUUGUGGAGUGGUGGUGGUGGAGGGCCCGGGAGGGCAAAAAGGUUCCCCGAGGGAGUGAGAGGGGGGAAGGCCUUUCCACACCUACAAAUACCACCGCGCCCUCCGCCAUUUCUUAUCGGCCGGCCUCUUCCAGGAACCCGAAGCCAGACCUCAAGGAGAACGAGAGCGAGCGAGUGGAGGGGAGGAACCGUUGUUGGUCUCUCUCCCUCCCUCUGUCUCGGAACCUUCAUCUCUCUCUCCUUCCAUCAGCUACCAAUCAACCAAAGUGCUUGUGGGACUGUGGAUGCUAUCCUUGUUUGAGUGAUCCAUAACACCUUUCCAGUUCCUAACUUUGCGGGUGUCUCUCUCGGCCCAAAGAUGUCGGUGGCUGUGUGCAGAAGCUCCUUCUCACCCUUCGAAUCCAUUCUCGCGCCAAACUUAGCAAGAGAGCCCCUGCCAAUCUCGCCUACAAAUUGGCAGCCGCCGGCCGAGCAAUACAAGCCUACCGAACCCCCGGUGGAGGCCGAGAAGGACGACGACCGGCCGGGGCAAUUCGACAUAUGGAGCUCGAUCCAAUCCCAGAAGGCCAGGGAGACCGCCACCGCCGAUCCCAUGGUCCCUUAUGUCCAUCCUCUGGUGCGGCGCUCGUCCAGCCUGAUGAGCCAAAAGAGCCUCGAAAUCUGCACCGAGAGCCUCGGGUCUGAGACGGGGUCCGCCGAUUUCUCCUCGUUGCUCGACGACCCCGACUGCUUCUCUUCCAAGAUCGAAGCGGAAGAGGAAGAGCACAACGAAUUAGCUCCUCCAAUCCAUGAGACACGGCCACUAGUUGACGAAGAAGAAAGACCACGCUUCAGAGUGGCGAAGGCGGUAGAAGAGCGGCGAGUGCAGAGUGGCAGGAAGGAGCUGGUUUCGGUGAAUUACCACUGCUCUAUUAGCAGGAGGUCGCCGCCCCGAUCAUUCCCACCUCCACUCCCUUCCAUCUCCCGGCGCGACGGGCCCUGCAUCCACAUGAGGCCGCAUCGCUGCAACGGCCGGCUCGUCGUCGAGGCCGUGCCCGUCCCCUCCCAGAAUUACCUCCAUGCUCAGCGCCAGGACGGCCGCCUACUCCUUUCCUUCAUCGAUGCCACGUACAAUGACCCUGAUGACAUCGAGAUCGACACCCCAGAGGCAACACAAGAAGAAGAAGAUGUUGUGGAAAGUAAGGCAAAAGAGGAAGAAGAAGCAGAGGAGGAGGAGGAAGCAAUAGCAAUGGCACAGGAAGAAGAGGGAGAAUUGGAAGAAGAGAAGAAUUGUGAUGAAGAGGAGGAAGAUGAGGAGGAGGUAGAGGAGGAAGUGGAAGUGGUGGAUAGAGGGACAGUUGUAGAGGUGAAGGUCAGCACACAACCCCAGCAACAGAGCGGGGCGAUGAAGAUGCAGCGGUCGUCAUCCUUCGUGAUCAACAAAUUCGUCGGCGCCGGUGAGACCCGGUGGGCCGAGAAGAUGGCAGAAUGCAAGCCAACAGCACCCGACAAACAACAAAUCCAGCAAGAACAUCACAACCCCGGCACCGCAACACCGACACCAGCCCGACGGGCGACGCCGACGACGACCACGGCGGCGGCGGCGGCGGCGGCCGCCUCGACCUUCAGCACCUCAUCGGAGGGCUACUACUGCAGCUCCUACUCCUCGUUCCAUUGGAGGGACCCGCAGGUGGGCGGCGGGCAGUACGCGUCGCCGGACGACCACAAGCUGCUGUUCACGUCAAAGCGGCGGAACCGGGAGGAGCUGCUGCACCACAUGAGGAGGUGCAGCCAGCUGCGGAGGCCGCUCUUCAUCUUGGAGCCCUGUUGCAUUGCCACCUCCUCCUAAGUUGCCGCCUUGCACCCAUCCAUCCAUCCAUCCUAUUAAUUGCCGGCCAACCCUUCCUAAUUAUCAUAUUAUCUACUAAUUAAAAAUUGUUAUUAGGAUGGUCGCAGUGAUUGGUGCCGCCCAGAAUAACCGUGUAUCCGAACUCUCACUCUCUGCAGAGUGAGGGCUUUCUAUGACCCAUUACAAUUAGCAUGCUGCUUUUAAUUACCAUUUGUCCUUUUCCCAUUUCGUGAUUACGUAAUUAAUUAAUAGACCAUUUCAGAUGAUGUGUCUCGUUGCUAA